AUAUCCUUUUCGUAAAAGGAUAAUAAUUUUUUUUUAUAUAUAUCAUCAAAUACCAAGCGUUCGCUAGCUCUUGCUUGUAUUGCAAGUCCUAUUCAAUAUUUUUCCCUUAUCCUCUUCUUUUGUUUCUUGCGUCGUCUCUAGGUUUUUUUUUGGGUUCGAUAAGAUUCUUAUCAUAAGAAGUUUCUGCUUUGGCAUUAGAUUUUGCAAAGUGUCUUCUUUCAUGAAUUUUGUUAUAUCCACCGAAUUGCUUCAAUAAUUCUGUCUCUGAUUUGUUUUUUCCGAUUUGUUUUUUGACUUUUGUAGAGAAGAAAGUAAACGACAUGAAAUCUAACGAGGAAGAAGCCAAGAUAGCAAUGGAUAUUGCCGAGAAGAAACUUUGGGAGAAUGAUUACGAUGGAGCUAAAACAUUCAUUAGCAAGGCUCAGGAUUUGUAUCCAAAGCUCGACGGUUUGGAACAAGUGUUGAUGAUGAUUGAUGUUUAUAUCUCUUCAUCAAACAAAAUCAACAGAGAAUCUGAUUGGUACGGGAUUCUCGGUGUAGAUCCUUUAGCUGAUGAUGAAGCUGUGAAGAAACAAUACAAGAAGUUAGCUUUUUUGCUUCAUCCGGACAAGAACAAGUUUAAUGGCGCGGAAGGAGCAUUUAAGCUUGUUUUAGAAGCUUGGUGUCUAUUAUCUGAUCAAACUAAGAGAAUUUUGUAUGAUCAUAGAAGGAAAGCGAAACAUCCUAAACGGAAAAGGAGCAGAGAUCCACCAAAGCAACACAAAUACAAGUACUGGUGUGAAUCUGAGUCUGAGUCCGAGCCUGAGCCUGAUCCUGAUCCUGAUUCUUCAUGGAAAGAGGAGAAUCUAUGGAAUCCGGAGGAACUCAUUACCUUUUGGACAAGGUGCAAAAACAAUAGGUGCAAUACACAUUGUGAAUUUGUGAAGUCUAUUUAUCUUAACAAGAUCUUGCGUUGUCCAAACUGUCGUCAGGAAUUCGUUGCGACCGAGAUUAUUCCAGAGAUGGUAGAUGGGAGGCCAGUCUAUAGCUUUAGUGCCUAUUUUCAAUCAACAAGAGAAAGCUCAAGUGAUGCUUAUUCUUCUUCUUCGAAAACUUCAGCAUCUGAUAGUGAAAAUCAAGCACAAGAUAGAGAGUCGCGAGAAGAAAUUGUUCAUAUUAUUGCUGCUAGAGGAAAUGCAAACGAAGCAUAGAGGCUUUUUAACAAUACUACAAAUCAAAGAACAGAAAUGGAGACACUUCUCUUUACUAUGAAGGUACGUAAGAGAUUAAUACAUCUUUCUUCUUUCAUUUCUUGACCUAUAAGUAACACUGACGAAUUAUUUUAUCUCCACGGCAUUGUUACCUGCUUUGCUGUCUAAUUUUUCUUUUGCGUGAGUUUCUUUGUUCCAAAGGUUGAUGAAAGAAUGGGGUAUCAAAAUGUAAAACGUUCUACAUAAGAUCGGAAAAUCGGAUUCUCCUGUUCUAAGAUUGAGUUGGAUAAGAGUAAGUAUUAAAACUACGUAAUGGUAAAUAUUGCAGGCCUGUAUAGUUUAGUAAGAAUCACAUAGUGCAGUCUCUACUAUUAUAAGCCUCUAUCAACUCAAGCCUGAUAUGUCUCUCUUAUUACUCUGUUUCAUCUUCUACUCAUUUAAAAAAAAAUAAGUUUUGCAGUGGUGACUUUAUCAUCUAUAUCCUUGUACACUAGGGUAAGUAAAAAGAAGAGACAAUUAGGCCUUGAAUAGUUAGUAGGUAUGUUGCAGACCGGACAAUGCAUACCAAUA
Molecule: messenger RNA, 1760 nt
Organism: Arabidopsis lyrata subsp. lyrata
Lineage: Eukaryota; Viridiplantae; Streptophyta; Magnoliopsida; Brassicales; Brassicaceae
Exons: 2
Coding region: 321-1190 (289 amino acids)
Source: RefSeq, a predicted model, not a curated record